Monodelphis domestica (gray short-tailed opossum) is the source of this 8168-nucleotide messenger RNA. It is a transcript of the gene RPS6KA3, whose product is annotated as ribosomal protein S6 kinase A3. The record is from RefSeq and is a predicted model, not a curated record. Gene Ontology annotation, biological process: intracellular signal transduction; protein phosphorylation. Gene Ontology annotation, molecular function: magnesium ion binding; protein serine/threonine kinase activity; ATP binding. Lineage: Eukaryota; Metazoa; Chordata; Mammalia; Didelphimorphia; Didelphidae.
CCGCCCCCGCGGGGGAUGCGCAAGGCGGCCGGAGCCUCGCUCUGAGGGACAGGUAUCGCUUAGGCGCCAUGUUGUGAGCGGAAGUGGGGGAGCGAGCGGCGGCGGCGGCGGCGGCGGCGGCGCCGCAGGGAAAGGGAGCGGAGCCGGGAGGAGCACAAGCAGCGGCGGCGGCGGCAGCAGCGAUAGCGAUAGCGAUACUAGUGUUAGAAGGAGGAGGAAGAAAGAGAAGAAGGCGAGUUCCACACAGACGGCACCGUCUUGCCGCCAGCCCGUGCGGGCGUCUCGCCGGGAGAGUGCGGCGUUUGUGGGGGGUGUCGGUCCCCGUGCCUCCCCCCUGGGGUCCCGCGGCCGCCGCGCGCCGGGGCUGUGGGGCUCAGGCGGCGGAGCAGGAUUCCCCGAGAAGGAGGAGGCGGGAGAGGAGGAGGAGGAGGAGACAGUGCCGGCGGCUGCGGGUCCGGAGAGAAGAUGCCGCUGGCGCAGCUGGCGGACCCGUGGCAGAAGAUGGCUGUAGAGAAUGCGAGCGACAGCGCCGAAAAUGGGCAGCAAAUUAUGGAUGAGCCUAUGGGAGAAGAGGAAAUUAAUCCACAGACGGAAGAAGACAGUAUCAAAGAAAUUGCAAUCACGCAUCAUGUAAAGGAAGGACAUGAAAAAGCAGAUCCCUCCCAGUUUGAACUUCUAAAAGUACUAGGGCAAGGAUCGUUUGGAAAGGUAUUUCUAGUAAAAAAAAUCUCAGGAUCUGAUGCUAGACAGCUUUAUGCAAUGAAAGUAUUGAAAAAGGCCACAUUGAAAGUUCGAGAUCGUGUGCGGACAAAAAUGGAACGUGAUAUCCUGGUAGAAGUUAAUCAUCCAUUUAUUGUUAAGUUGCAUUAUGCUUUUCAAACAGAAGGGAAACUAUAUCUUAUUUUGGAUUUUCUCAGGGGAGGAGAUUUGUUUACACGCUUAUCCAAAGAAGUGAUGUUCACAGAAGAAGAUGUUAAAUUCUACUUGGCUGAGCUUGCACUUGCUUUAGAUCAUUUACAUAGUCUUGGAAUAAUCUAUAGAGACCUUAAACCAGAAAACAUACUUCUUGAUGAAGAAGGCCACAUCAAAUUGACCGAUUUUGGCCUAAGUAAAGAAUCUAUUGAUCAUGAGAAGAAGGCAUAUUCUUUUUGUGGAACAGUAGAAUAUAUGGCUCCAGAAGUAGUUAAUCGACGAGGUCAUACACAGAGUGCAGAUUGGUGGUCUUUUGGUGUCUUGAUGUUUGAGAUGCUUACUGGUACUCUACCAUUUCAAGGGAAAGACCGAAAAGAAACUAUGACUAUGAUCCUCAAAGCCAAACUUGGAAUGCCACAGUUUUUAAGCCCUGAAGCACAGAGUCUUUUACGUAUGCUUUUCAAACGAAAUCCUGCAAACAGAUUAGGAGCCGGGCCAGAUGGAGUUGAAGAAAUUAAAAGGCAUUCAUUUUUCUCCACAAUAGACUGGAAUAAAUUGUAUAGAAGAGAAAUUCUUCCACCCUUUAAGCCUGCAACUGGUAGACCUGAAGACACAUUUUAUUUUGAUCCUGAAUUUACUGCAAAAACUCCAAAAGAUUCACCUGGCAUUCCACCUAGUGCUAAUGCACAUCAGCUUUUUCGAGGAUUCAGUUUUGUAGCUAUCACAUCAGAUGAUGAAAGUCAAGCAAUGCAGACAGUGGGAGUACAUUCAAUUGUCCAACAGUUGCACAGAAAUAGUAUUCAGUUUACUGAUGGAUAUGAAGUAAAAGAAGAUAUUGGAGUUGGCUCUUAUUCUAUUUGCAAGAGAUGUAUACAUAAAGUCACAAAUAUGGAAUAUGCAGUUAAGAUUAUUGAUAAAAGCAAGAGAGACCCAACAGAAGAAAUUGAAAUCCUCCUCCGUUAUGGACAGCAUCCAAAUAUUAUUACUCUAAAAGAUGUCUAUGAUGAUGGAAAAUAUGUCUAUGUAGUUACAGAACUUAUGAAAGGAGGUGAACUACUGGAUAAAAUUCUUAGACAGAAAUUUUUCUCUGAACGAGAGGCUAGUGCUGUCCUAUUCACAAUAACCAAAACUGUAGAAUAUCUUCAUGCACAAGGGGUGGUUCACAGAGAUCUAAAACCUAGCAACAUUCUUUAUGUAGAUGAAUCUGGUAACCCGGAGUCUAUUCGAAUUUGUGAUUUUGGCUUUGCGAAACAGCUAAGAGCAGAAAAUGGUCUUCUGAUGACUCCAUGUUAUACUGCAAAUUUUGUUGCUCCAGAGGUUUUAAAAAGACAAGGAUAUGAUGCUGCAUGUGAUAUAUGGAGCCUUGGUGUUCUUCUUUAUACGAUGCUUACUGGCUACACUCCAUUCGCAAAUGGUCCUGAUGAUACCCCAGAAGAGAUACUGGCACGAAUAGGCAGUGGAAAGUUCUCACUCAGUGGUGGCUAUUGGAAUUCCGUUUCAGACACAGCAAAGGAUCUUGUUUCAAAAAUGCUUCAUGUAGAUCCACAUCAAAGAUUAACUGCUGCCCUUGUGCUUAGACAUCCCUGGAUAGUCCACUGGGACCAGUUGCCCCAAUAUCAGCUAAACAGACAAGAUGCUCCACACCUAGUAAAGGGUGCUAUGGCAGCUACAUAUUCUGCUCUAAACCGCAACCAGUCACCAGUUUUGGAACCAGUAGGCCGUUCUACACUUGCCCAGCGGAGAGGUAUUAAAAAAAUUACCUCAACAGCCCUCUGAAGUGACCUCAGCCUUUUAUUUGGUACCAUGGUAUAAGAUGAUAGCACAAAUCAUGGCAACAGGUAGCACAUACCUGAGAGAUACCUGCAAGCACACACUGUCCCAGCUGGUACCCAUAAUGCUGCUGCUCCUGCUGCUCCUGCUUUCAUCUGUUCUUGCUUUAAAUGAUUGUUGGAAAGUUAGACUUUUCUGGAGCUUUGAAUGGAAUGAAUAAUGGAAGUAAUGAAGAUAUGUUCACUGAAUCAACCAGAAGAGUCAUGAACACCACCUCCGUCAUUAAAUAAAAAAUAUAUAUACACACACAUAUUUAUAUGUAUAUAUGAGAAUAUAUACAUAUAUACAUACACACACUGAAUAAUAAAGUACUCUCUACCAUAUAGCAUUAUUUUUAUAGGGAAUUUUUCUUGUCCCCCAAAAUAUUCUUUGUUACUUAAAAGGAUGGACAGUUUCUGUUAAGCACUUAACUUAAACAAUCCGUUUAUAUUAGCACUGUAUCCUUUGUGCCAUCCAACAUUUUGUAUGUUUUUGUAAACAAUUCAUAUACAGUACAUUUCUGUACUGCUUUCUUUAAUGUAUACAUGCCUUGUUUAACUUGGACCUUAUUAUGAAUCAAUUUGACAAUUAAAUCUGGUUAAGCAGUUCACCUGGAUUAAUCAGUAUUGUUGGACAGCUCAAAAAUUACCUGAUUGCUGAACAGCCAUUGAAUGUAAUACUAUGAUCUUGUACAAACCUUUCCUCAUGUCUGCGUCACUGAUUUUGUUCUUAAAAUGAGGUGCUGUAAGCUCUAGGGAGCUGUUAUGAUAGAGCAAGUCAGAGUAGUGCAUUGUCAUGUGUGUGAGACAUGGUAUCAAGAAUAUGCCAGAAAGUAAGCCUAUCCAUUUUACAACUUUGUUGGUUUUAGGGUUUUUUUCCCUUGCACUUUUUAAUCAUGAAUGGUAUUGAUUAAUAUUGGCUUGUUUGUGGUCUAACUUUGUUUUCUCUUGAAUUUUAUUUGAGAAUUAUAAUGGUUUAGUAAGACAAUUAGAGAAAAAAAAGAUUAUCAAAAACUCAAGUGUCCAUUGUAGGCUACAACUGGUAUUUAAAUAGUAUUAGGUGCUGGUUUGAAAUUGAUGCAUAAAUCUGCUCUGCAUUUGAAUUUAAAGCUUUUCUUAUAAGAAAAAAAGUAUUCUUGACCACGUAGUAUUGAACUGGAAAGAUAAAAUGGGAAAUUGGUUCAUCUUUAUAAAUGAUUUUAUGCACUCCUGGAGUCAGGAUACUUCCUCCUAUACUACACUUACCCAGAUUCCCAGUGUUCAUUAGAGAGCUAUAAUUUGGCAGAUAUCACUAUUUUGUAUCACCAUUGAAAUUUAUGCAAAAAUGAUUGCCUAAGUUGAGUAUCUGAUGCAGAUCUCUGCCAGAAUACCAGGUGUCAUAUAAAUAUGUGCAUAUAUAUAUGCAUAUUUUGCAAAUGUCGCUGUUACAAAUCAUGAUAGUGCUUAAUUAACUCGGUUCCCUUUAUGCUAUUAGCUAAUCAGUCUAAGUAUCAUGAAAGAUACUUAAGCAAAGAAGAAAUAAACUAAUUUACCUCAUUCUGAAUGUGCUUAGUUAAAUCUUAAACACUAAGCCAAUAUAAAUCAGAAAUGUUUUUCAUGCCAAAAGCUUGAUUAUUUCCAUAAGAGUACAAAACAAGGUUUUGGUUUGGUUUAACUAAAUAUCUUAUGGAAACUGCUUAUCAUGCCUUAAAUUUGGGAGGUAGCCUAUUUAUUAAUGUCAUAUAGAUUUGAUAUUAGGAAUAACAAGAACAAAGAAACAAGGACUAGAUUCUCUAUAAGCUGUAUAGUUCUUGAUGAUUUUGAAUAGAGGAAAUAACUGUUUCUAGAACAUCUCAUAGGUUGGAAGUGAGUUAAAAAGAGAGAUUAAAACUAAAUAAAAAGAAUGCUUGCUAAUUAAAUAUCUGCACCCCAGGUUAUCCAGAAUAGUUAUUAGAAAUCAUAUGGAAUAAGAAUGAUAGCAUAUUGGUGGUGCACCAGAAAGAAACUUUGAAAAAUUAAUGUAACGCUGAUAUCUAGGAAAGUAUUCGUGUUUUCUCCAUUGCCCAGAAAGAAGGAAUAUUUUUUACCUACUUUGAUUGAACUAAAGAUUCACAGUUGACAUGAUUUGGGACAGGACAAGAUAAAUUUCAGGCAAAAUAUUUUGUUGAUAUUAACGUUAUUUUAUUGACUAAAAUUUACUGACUAAAAAAAAAAAGACCUUAGAAAUUAUCUAAGAAACUCUUUUUGUUUUGCAAAUGAGGAAACCAAGUUACUGACUCUGUUUCCCUUGAAGUAAAAAGAGGGUUAGGCCAUCUAAGGUUCUGUAAUUUAAAAUAACCUGUUCAAAGUCACAUAGCUAAGCUGGAUAAAAUCUAAGGAAACUGUGGUAUAAUAAAAAGGACCCUGAAUUUGGAGUCAGAAGCUCUGCCUCUUCUUACCUGUGAGACUAUUGCUAAAUCAUGUCACUUCUCUGCCCUCAUUAAUUUAUCUGUAAAGUGAGAGAGAUGGGUUCGAUGAACUACAUGGACUAGAAGUUCAUUCCAAUCCUAGAAUCUUAAGACUUCUUAAUCCUUUAAAUCUUCUACCACAUCAUGCUAUUUCCCCUACAUAUUGCCACUUGGCAAGUAAAAUGAGCAUUAAAUUUUUCUUAGGAUUAACAUUCAACAAAUAUUUAUUGAAUAUCUAUUGUCUUCUGAAACACAGAUUAAGAAAAGACUGGCUGCCCUCAGGGAGCUUAUAAGGGAGACUACAUACACAACUAUAAUACAAAGUCUCCCUUCUCUAUUUGUGGCUACACUGAUUUUAGUAUUAAAAAAGUAAUGUGGUCUUAACCUGCUAGAUUUCAAUAAAUUGUCCUAUUCUGUAAAUAGCAAUUCACCUGACCACAAAGCUAUCACAGUCGGUUAAAAAGCAGGUUUAUAAAAAUAAUUCAGGCUCCUUUUUUUUUACUUUACCUUUUUUAUAUCUAUGAAUCCAAUUCUUCCACCUUUCUCUAGUUAUUGUAUUAACAUGGACAUUUUAUUCUUACUUCCCUCAACAAUUAAGUUGCCAUUUAGAAUCUACAUGGUAAUAGACUAUUUUGGAAACGCUCCUUCUUGCUUUUUAGUCCUCUUGGCGUAAUAUCAAUUUACAUCUUGCCUGUAAUGGGAGGCAUUUUAAAAAUUAAAGUAUUAUUUAUUAGAAAGAUUGGUUUUAUCCAAAGUGAAAGAAAUUUAAUAUUACAAUAUACUAAAGACUAUUUGGGGCACAAUCACCAUUUGUUUUGUCAAUUUCCUUUUUUUAAGAGAUUGCAUUAAAAUUAAAAGUUUUGGUUGUUUUUUUUACAAAUCACUUUUUCUGGUUUAUUAGCUAUAUUAGGCAUCACUUCCAAGUAUUUUCCAUUUAAAUGUAUAAUUGUAUUAGGAUCAUUUCCAGAACUGAUUUUUGUGCUUGUCCCAGAAAGUUCCAGUCAUACCAGGUCUGUCACUGUGAUAAAUGGAGUUCUUUAUGACUAGCUAGUUAAGUUUAGACUUCAAUCCUUGUUUUUUAAAUUCAAAAACUAGACUAGAUGACUUAAAUCAGUAUUGUGACUACAGUUAAUAAAGGCAGACCUCUUUAUCUCUAGGGUGCUUAUAUUUUGCUAUUCUCAAAUAAGAAUUUAUGGAGAUCACUUAAUGAAGGAAUAAAAUGAGGUUUUUAAUGCCUGUGGUAUUCUACAGAUCCACACAUAACCACUCUUUUUCCAGUUGAUGGGUCUUUAUGGCUAUAAGAGACAAUCAAAGCAGUUAGAAACAACUUAGUGCUAUUUCUGACUAUGAGAUUUUAUGUAGUAUGUGUCUCAAAGAAGUCGAAUAACUGAAACACCUUUGUUUUCGUAAGUCUAGGAUCUCAAUCUUGUGUUCAUCACUUUGCUCUAACCAGUCUUUUAACUGUUUGUCUCAAAAGAAUCCCAAGGAUUGGGAUGAGAGCCCACCUCCUACCUCUUAAGGCACUUUUCUCACAACUGCCACAUAACCUUGAAGUUGAAGAUCAGCAGUUUAGAUUUCUGUCCCAGUGAUUACUCCCAGAUCUUCUCACAAAGUGCAAGUAGAGGUUAGUGGACUAGAAAAAUUGGAAAUAAUUCAUAGGUAAACCUCAGACAAAACAAAACUUCAGAGUUAAGUUGCCAGUUAUUAUAUGUAAGUGUAUAUGAGAGAAAUAGUCUGGCUGUAAUAUUAAGUAGCUUAGUUCUGCUGUCUAGUGGGGAGUGAAGAUUUUUACUUCUAUUGUAAUCACUAUAAUAUUGAACAAAACAUACUGAGCAUUUUCAAUUGAAGUGUUUAAAAAAAUAUUUUAAAUACCAAGCAAGAACAUAAGAAUAUAGCUUGUUUUGUUUUAUUUUAGUAAAUGUAAUUUACAUUACCUCUAAAGCUUUGCUACUUUAUUGGAAGAAAAAAGCAAGCUUCAUGGUAUGCCAUUCUUUGGUGAACUUAAAGAUUAUUGGGUGAUGAGUUUUAACUCAAAAAUGAUGUAAAUUUAUUAGCUUUAUCUUAGCUCUUAUUCUAAUAAAAAGGAGGUGUAUACAAGAGGGAUGUAAUUAUUUUGCGGUUUUUGCUGGGGGAGGGGUUCAGAGUGAGUAUGUACUGUACCUUAAUAGUUUUUAAAAAAGAUAAAAAUCAGAUAAAUAUUUUUCUACUAUUAUAUGAUUAUACUUUGUAUUAGUUUCUUUAGUAUGGCAUGCCAGGAAGCCCAGGGUACUAUAUGAUGAAUUAAUAAUGUAUUGUACCUUUUAUUAGGCAGUUAAAGUAGCAUCAGAUGCUUGGCACUUCUACCAUAAUUUAAAAAAUGCUUAUACAAGAUCAAAUAUUACUGAACAGUUUAAAUGAUUAAAUUACUCCCAGGUCUGAUCUAGGAAAUUUUCCAAUCAUACUGUUAAUAUGUAAUCUUAAACUAUUUCAAUUGUAUACAUGAACAAUCCUGAAAAGAUAUUGCUUGUAUUCCUGACACAAGUUGUCAGGUUUUGUAAUCUUUAAAAGAAAUGAAAAUUUAUACAAUGAAUAAACUUUCAAAUACAUAAUACAUAUAUAUGCCACCUUUUUCACAUAUUAUUAAUUAUCGUAUGCCAGUUGGAUAAUAGCAUGUCAUCUCAAAUUAGGUUCAGUCUCUUGAACUGCUAUUUAUGAAAUUGGAUUUCUAAAAAAGGUAGACACAUAGAGAGACACUUUAAAUUUUGUUGGGUAGCUUUUAUGCCUUACUGUUUAGGGGGUGGAUCACUUGAACAUUUUAAGGUUUGUUUGGGUUUGGUUUUUUUGUUUGUUUUUUUUUUUUAAGUAAAUAGAAAGCCUCCAGGAUUUUAGUCCAAACUAUAUAAAUAUUUGACAACCAUCAACCAGAGAAGUUUAUUACUAAGAAUGACUUGUUUUAGACAUGAAGUUUAUGCUAAUUAUCAGUUGUUAAUAAUCCUGAGGUUAUUGGUCUUCAAUCUCAUUAAAGUUUCUAAUUUUCAACAAA